Aspergillus vadensis CBS 113365 is the source of this 779-nucleotide messenger RNA. RefSeq lists its product as uncharacterized. Lineage: Eukaryota; Fungi; Ascomycota; Eurotiomycetes; Eurotiales; Aspergillaceae. Bases 109 to 741 code for a protein of 210 amino acids. The transcript has a single exon. The record is from RefSeq and is a predicted model, not a curated record.
GAGGCCGAUCUCCGAGACGCGGAUUACUAGGGUCAGACAGCUGGGGUACACAUGCAGAUGCGGAUGCAGCUGCAGGAACCUAGUCGCCUAUACUGACUCGAUGGUACGAUGCUAGCCACUAGACCGCCGCAUUCAACUUCGAUUGAAGUCUGUGCUGACUUCGGCUACACCGGACGGUCCGCGAGUGAAUUCUGUGGUGGAUUUGUUGGCAACAGCGGGAGCAAUAUAUUCAGUUUGGUACUAGCCUUGGCAACGUGCCAGCUGUCCGACCAUUGGCAUUUUGAUUUCGCAAGGAAGCGACCUCAUAGCGACCAUCCCAAAACCAGAGUUCUAGAGGUGCUCCUAAUUCAAUUCUCCUGUGAAACGAUUAGGCACACCCCACCGCGGCCUAUUAGUGACAAACCAGAGUUUGCCACCAGGGCAGUGAACCCUGGAGAGCUCUCCAUGUGUGGCCCGGCUCUGGGAUUAGGGCCCUUUUUUAGCGCGUGCGGAGUCCAGCCCCGACGGUUUCCCCGCGAUGGAUCGCUUCUGCUCUGCCCGGCCUGUUUUGCGCUCUGCCACCCAGCUCCCUUCUUCCUCCAUGGAAAAGUCCUCUCCUCUGCUCGACGGGUUUCUAUCCGCAUUGCGUCUUGUCAACGGCGCAUCCCAGAAGGCUUAGCUGUCGUCGUGGGUACGUAUGUCAAGCCAGUUACUCAUCAACAACUGCCUCGGUCUCUUUCCCCGCUUGUAAUUGCCUCGUAAGGAAUAAGGUCCGGUUCUUUCGCUCCUUUCGUCUUGGC